Molecule: messenger RNA, 2850 nt
Organism: Linum trigynum
Lineage: Eukaryota; Viridiplantae; Streptophyta; Magnoliopsida; Malpighiales; Linaceae
Source: the annotation of a GenBank genome assembly
CCUAUUUUCCCCUUUUUGUCUUUUUUUAACCUGGAAAUUCAAAUAAGUGUACAGAUUUUGAGCCAAAGACACCAUGAAAGGAAGCAAACCACUUGGAAAAGGGCCAACUCAAACCACAUUUAUGAAAAGAUAAACCCUACACACAACGGGUUUGAAACCACAAAAUGAAGAGCAAAGCCCAUAAGACAAACGGGCUUGAUAGAAGAAACUCUAGCAAACAAAUCUGGCUAUUGUGCUAACAGCCAAAUUCAUGAGGAUAUACUUAUAGGGCCAGGAUUCGACCACAUCAACAAAAAAAAAAAAAAGGAUGGUUGUGAUUUGUUGGCUUGAGAAAUGGCUUGAUUUGCCCUCAAAUGAAAAACUGAGUCGGCUAGCUGGCUAAGCCGAAGGAGAGGGACCACCAAAACCUUUUCACUCAUCCUUUCUCAUUUCAAUUUGUCAUCUCUCCCCGAUUCCACCUCCUUCCUCUCCUUCCCUCUAGAUCUCUUCUUCGCCCCAACCUCUCUGUCACUACAAAACCCUAGUCUCCAAGAGAGAAAUGAGAGAUGAAGAGUACACCGUGGUAGCUGGGGAUCAAAGAGUUAAAUAGGAUACAACUUCAAGCUCGUCGCUUCUUCAUAAAUAAGAAGCCUAGGGAUUCAUAGUCAACGACGAUGGACAAGGGUACGGCGACGGGGAGAGGAGAAAGAUUGGUUCCAAACCUGGUCUCCCUACUUCUUCCGACGAGUCUGACGACCGAGAGCACAAGAAAAACAUGUGGGAGAUCAGAUGCUAUGGUUCUGUCCAGGAAAUAACAUUUGAGCCUUUAAUAUGUGUGAACGACUGGAGCAUAUUACAAGAAAGGAGGAAGUUAAUUUUGUUGAAUCCUGUAGUGAAGAAGACAUUUUCAAUAUGGGUUUCCGACGAGGUGGGUUUGGAUGGGGAAAUGAUUUCUGCAGAAGAUAUACGAAGAUUUCAAGUUCUCGAACGUGAUGUGGCAAAAAAGGAGAUAUUGCCUCAUCGUGUGCACUCAACAAAUGGCUGGCCAAACUCCCAGAUGUUGGUGUAGUUGUGUCACUCUUAGAUAUUUGUAUCAACUAAAUAUCAUGCUCUAGAAUGUAUGUGUAAUAGAAUUAAGUUGCCAUGCACUUUCUCGGCGAGGAUAAGCCAUUGAAAUUAACUAUAUUGUUAGUUGCAAUGCACUUUCUCAGUUUUCCUCUAGAAGAGAGGAAUGUUGUCCAACAUAUAUAGGAUUUGUGUUGAACCCGUAUAGAAUAUGUGUUUAAUUAAAUACUAAAUAUGAGUUAACAUGAUAGUGAAUAUGAGUUUGGUUAACAAUGAAUAUGGAUGUACCUGAUAUUAAAUGAGUUUAUAUAUGGAUGAAUAUAUAAGUUCAGCUGAAAAUUGACUAUACCUAGAACUGCAUUCUUCCAUAUAUAGUUUGUGAUCUAACUUAAUAUGACCUCGAAGAUGAAUGAAUAAUGGUUCAUCAUUUUCAGAAUUCUGCCACAAAGAUCUUUGAAUUUGAGUUGAAAUUGUGAGAAAUAUGAGUUGACAAGGUAUCAAAGAUGUGAAUGUAAGAAUUAUGAACAUAAUAUGAGUUUGCCCUAUACAUAAAACUUGAUGGCAUUUUAAGAGUCAUUUGUAAUAACAUAACAGUAAAUGUGCUAACAUGCUACUACUCAUACUUGGAACACUGUGCUCUUGGUUGAAUUCUUAUCGUCACUUUGUGGCUAAAAGUCCAUUUAUUUUUGUUGGAAUACUUAACAUUAAAUAUGAGUUGAGUAGAAACUGGAUACUCAAUAUGACUUGAACUAACAGUGAAUAUAAGUUUAUUUGGAUUUAAAUAUGAGCUUACAUAUGGUAGAAUCCGAGUUAAUUUCAUAUUGAAUAUGACUUGUAUAUAAUACCAGGUUAACUCAUAUUUAUCUAGAUGUUAACUCGUAUAUAAUAUCAAGUUAACUCAUAUUCAUUGUCUAUUCAACUCAUAUUCAAAAACAUGUAUUAUCAUAUUCGGUGUCAGUUGAACUCAAAUAUACCAAUCCUCAUAUUAUACUAGUUCAACUCAUAUUCAUCCAAAAAUUUACUCAUACAUAAUACCAGGAUAACUCAUAUUCAUUCAGAUGUUAACUCAUAAAAUAUCAGGUUAACUCAUAUUCAGUGUCUACUCAUUCAUAUUCUAUAACAUGUAUUCUCGUAUUCGGUGUUAGUUGAGCUCAAAUAUACCAAUCCUCAUAUUCGAUACUAGUUCAACUCAUAUUCAUCCAAAAAUUAGCUCAUAUAUAUUACCAAGAUAAGUCAUAUUCAUCCAGAUGUUAACUCAUUAAAUAUCAUGUUAACUCAUAUUCAAUGUCUACUCCAUUCAUAUUCUCAUAUUUGGUGUCAGUUGAACUCAAAUAUACCACUUCACAUAUUUGAUACUAGUUCAAUUCAUUCAUAUGUUAACUCACAUAUAAUACUAGGAUAGAUCAUAUCCAUCCAGAUGUUAACUCAUAUAACAUAUCAUGUUAACUCAUAUUCAGUGUAUACUCAAUUCAUAUUAUAUAGCAUGUAUUCUCAUAUUCGGUGUCAAAGGGACUUAAAUAUACCAGUUCGAUAUUUGAUACUAGUUCAACUCAUAUUAAUUUACAUGUUUUUAAUGAUUGGUAAACUCAUAUUCACUGUCAGUUCAAAUAAUAUCCAGUAACAGAUCAAUUCAUAUUCGGUAUUAUUUAACUCGUAUUCAAUAACAUUUAUUUUCAUAUUCAGUAUUGAUUGAACUCAAAUAAUAGAAUUCUAAUGUUUGAUGAGCACUUCUACUAUGCUAUAUAGUAUUGGUGCUUUAAUGUACAACUUAAAGUUGUACCAUAACAUUAAAUGUAUAAGUUUAGG